Messenger RNA from Thunnus maccoyii (southern bluefin tuna), 3444 nucleotides. RefSeq names its product protein phosphatase 2, regulatory subunit A, beta b (gene ppp2r1bb). The record is from RefSeq and is a predicted model, not a curated record. Gene Ontology annotation, molecular function: protein phosphatase regulator activity; protein binding. Gene Ontology annotation, cellular component: protein phosphatase type 2A complex; cytoplasm. Gene Ontology annotation, biological process: protein dephosphorylation. Bases 70 to 1839 code for a protein of 589 amino acids. NCBI's taxonomy places the organism in Eukaryota, Metazoa, Chordata, Actinopteri, Scombriformes, Scombridae. The transcript is spliced from 15 exons.
GAGGGAGGGAAACCCCGUAGUACAACACAACAGCGCCAUUCGGUAACUGUUACUGCAACAGUAUCCAAAAUGGCAGGAGCUGAUGGAGACGAUUCUCUCUACCCUAUCGCAGUUCUCAUUGAUGAACUGCGAAAUGAGGAUGUUCAGUUGCGACUGAACAGCAUCAAGAAGCUGUCCACUAUUGCUUUGGCCCUUGGUGUAGAGAGGACUCGCACUGAACUCCUUCCUUUCCUCACAGACACCAUCUAUGAUGAAGAUGAGGUGCUCUUGGCCUUGGCUGAGCAACUUGGCAAUUUCACCAUGUUGGUGGGAGGGCCAGAGUAUGUCCACUGUCUCCUGCCGCCUCUGGAGAGCCUAGCAACAGUGGAGGAGACUGUAGUCAGAGAUAAAGCCGUGGAGUCUCUGCGGAAGAUCUCUCAGGAGCACUCUCCAGUUGACCUGGAGGUCCAUUUUGAGCCCUUGGUCAAGCGAUUGGCCAGUGGUGACUGGUUCACUUCUCGCACAUCUGCCUGUGGCCUCUUUAGCGUCUGUUAUCCCCGUGUCUCCAGCACGGUCAAGGCUGAGAUCCGCCAGCAUUUCCGCACUUUGUGCUCAGAUGACACUCCUAUGGUGCGCCGUGCUGCAGCAUCUAAACUGGGGGAGUUUGCCAAAGUCCUGGAGCUGGAUUAUGUAAAAAGUGACAUCAUUUCCCUCUUCACUGCUCUGGCCUCUGAUGAGCAGGACUCCGUGCGGCUGCUUGCAGUGGAAGCUUGUGUCAGCAUUGCCACUCUGCUGCCUCAGGAGGACCUGGAGACCCUUGUGAUGCCAACCCUGCGCCAGGCUGCAGAGGACAAGUCCUGGAGGGUUCGCUACAUGGUGGCUGACAAGUUCUCUGAGCUCCAGAAAGCAGUGGGUCCAGAGAUCACCAAGAACGAUCUGGUCCCGGCCUUCCAGAAUCUCUUGAAGGACUGUGAAGCUGAGGUUCGUGCCGCAGCAGCCAACAAAGUCAAAGAAUUCUGUGAGAACCUCCCAGAGGACAAUCGUGAGCAAAUCAUCAUGACUCACAUUCUGCCGUGCGUCAAGGAACUUGUUUCAGACACCAACCAGCAUGUGAAGUCAGCCCUCGCCUCAGUCAUUAUGGGCCUUUCGACCAUCCUGGGCAAGGACAACACAAUAGAGCACUUACUGCCUCUUUUCCUGGCUCAGCUCAAGGACGAGUGCCCUGAGGUGCGUCUCAACAUCAUUUCCAACCUAGACUGUGUGAAUGAGGUGAUUGGCAUCCGUCAGCUCUCCCAGUCUCUGCUGCCGGCCAUUGUGGAGCUAGCAGAGGACGCAAAGUGGAGGGUCCGCCUAGCCAUCAUAGAGUACAUGCCCCUGUUGGCAGGCCAGCUGGGAGUGGAAUUCUUCGACGAGAAGCUCAACACUCUUUGUAUGGCCUGGCUUAUUGACCAUGUGUAUGCCAUCCGUGAGGCAGCUACCUGUAACCUCAUGAAGCUGGUGGAGAAGUUCGGAGCCGAGUGGGCUCAGAACACCAUCGUGCCCAAAGUGCUGGGCAUGGCCAAUGACCCCAAUUACCUGCACAGGAUGACCACUCUAUUCUGCAUCAACGCUUUGUCAGAGGCUUGUGGCCAGGACAUCACCACUAAGCAGAUGCUACCAGUGGUCCUCAAGAUGUCCAAUGACCAGGUGGCCAACGUACGCUUCAAUGUGGCCAAGUCCCUUCAGAAGAUCGGCCCCGUCCUCGACAGCAAUGCCCUUCAAACAGAAGUGAAGCCAGUGCUGGAGAAACUGGCCACAGACACAGACAUGGAUGUCAAGUACUUUGCCCAGGAGGCUAUCAGUGUUCUGGCCCUGGCAUAACCAACCCAACACGGCUAAACCAGACAACCACCCGAAACAACACCGCAACACUUUUACAAGAUAUUUAUUGAUGUUCAGGAACAACUGGUAAAUGUAUAGAGAAAGCUGUUAACAAUUGUUUUAUCCUUUUUUUUUUUUUUUUUUUUUUUUCUUUUCUCUGUUUUUUUCUUCUUCUUUUUUUUCCUUUUUUUUUUGACUGUACAAUGGUAGUCCAUGUCCAGGCAUAGCACAGGCUUCUUUGUUAACCUUCCGCUUUGCUGUAAAUGGGUGCUUUAACAAAGGCAAAAUGUGAUGAAAUUGCAUUAAGUGGUGCAUGCUGACUAAUGUGCUACUGUACUAGCUAGGCAUCGCUAAUCACAACCCCUCUCACAUUCCUCCCUUUUUACAUCCUUGGCCACUGUUGUACUUUAGCCACAGUCAUCACAGCAUACCACAUGUCUAUGUUCGCUACUCAGUGCCCAGCGCCGUGCUAGCUCUCUGCACUUUUCUCCCAGUGCUAGACUUAAACUUUGAGCAGCAGAUGGUGCAACAAGCUGUUUAUUUUGCUGAGCUUCCUCUCGAAUCAGCCCUUUGAUCGCUCUCUUUUCCCAGAGACACUGAUGUGGCUACCCAGAGAAGUGAUUGAAAGGUCUGUGCGGGUCUAUAAGGCAGUCUCUUUUUGCACCAGACCAAACCUGUUGUGUCUCUUAAAUGCUUCACAGGGUUUUUCUGUACAACGAAAUAAUGGGGGUGUCCAUUACUGCAUGUAAUCUGAUGAACUCUCUCAUUGAUUGCAUGUACUAAUCAAUCUCAAAUAGUGUCCUUUCCCAACUCCAUCUACCAGACUAACCUUUCCCUCUACACAGUUUGUUCUCUGCAGCAACACAGAUUGAAUUGGUCAAACAAAUGAAUUACCUCGACCCAAAGUAAUAGGGACCAGCUCAGUCGUAAAGUGUUGCUUAUAAUUAUCCCUACUCCAAAUCCUCGGUGAUUUUGUUGAUGUACAAGGGUGGGAAAAGUAGUGUGUCAGUUGCGAUUUUAUUCUGCAGUAUGCUCUCGGCAUUGCUCUUAAUUUUUGUGCCAAUGACUUUGAUCAGCGGUGGUGUUUUCUUUUAGUAUGCCUGGGUAAACAGUUUUCACCUGUCCUGUUCUGUAAAGAGACGUUCUUUUCUGUAAGGGACACUUUUCCUUGGACGUUUAAUGGGAUGGUAAAACUAAAUUGACUACAGCUAUCAGGUUCGUUGGAUUUAUGAAACCGCGGCACUCCUUGUGUCCUCGAGCCACCUAGUUUCCCCAUAAGUCUAUGCUAAGUCCUCCACUGUGUAUGAGAUUUAGAAGCAUAAGGUCAGUGUACGAUGCUUGCUAGUGGAUCCAUACACGAUGGAGAACAAGUGCAUGCUUUCAAAGAAAGUGGGAUGGGGGACAUCGAGCAUGUGUAUGUAAGACUGCAUAAUGUUUUAUUAUGGGGUGGGAGCUGGGAUGGUUAUGGGCGGGUUGAAUAAAUGUAUCGUCUGUGUUGAAAAAAGAAACUUUUGUCUUUCCCUGAACUACUCCCGCUGUUCCCUCCUUCCCCCUCCCCUCUCAUUUUGUUCUCUUGAAUAAACCUUGAUUGUUGAUUGUCCUGUA